Messenger RNA from Poecile atricapillus (Black-capped chickadee), 2479 nucleotides. RefSeq names its product G protein-coupled receptor 149 (gene GPR149). The record is from RefSeq and is a predicted model, not a curated record. The transcript is spliced from 4 exons. The coding region runs from base 129 to 2219 and encodes 696 amino acids. Gene Ontology annotation, biological process: neuropeptide signaling pathway. Gene Ontology annotation, cellular component: neuron projection; membrane. NCBI's taxonomy places the organism in Eukaryota, Metazoa, Chordata, Aves, Passeriformes, Paridae. Gene Ontology annotation, molecular function: G protein-coupled receptor activity; neuropeptide binding.
CUGAAUAUUUUUUCAUCAGAUGCCACAAAAGAGAGUCAAGGAAAACAAAGAAACUUGGGAUGUGGAGCUGACAGUUCUGGUUUCAGCUGGUGAGAACUUGCAGAAUCAGUGAGAAGGCAAAGAAAAAAAUGCCCAGGACAAUGUCGGUAACUCCUGGUAAUUUGUCACUCAAUGGGACGAGCUUCUUCACUGAGAAUCACAGCAUUGUGGACAAACCCAGUGAGCAGAGAACCUGGAAUGUCUUUCUGUUCUGCUUGACUUUUGCCACAGCACUUCCAGCCCUUCUGGGCAGUAUUUAUUCAUUAGUUUCCCUGCUGAAACUGCAGAACAAAACCACGCUUUCGAUGAUUGUGACCUCUUUGGCAGCAGAUGAUCUGAUCAGCAUCGUCCCAGUGAUUAUUUUCAUGCUCAUGCAGUGGUCAAGGGAAGUCCUCCCCCAGCCUCUGUGCACCACCUCAGCAUUUAUGUAUUUAUUCCAGGGCAUUUCUAGCAACCUGAAAGGGUCUCUUAUAGUUUCUCACAACUUCUACACCCUCAACACAACCGGGACCCUGAGCUGCAGCUCCUCCAAGCGCCGUGUGAGCGUGGCAUGGGCCAUCCUCAGCACAUGGACUGUCGGUUUGCUGAUGAGCAUUUUGCCUCUCUGUGGCUGGGGCAGGUACAUCCCCACAUCCUGGGGCUGCUUCGCCGACUGUGCCAGUUCCUACGUCCUGUUUGUGUUCACUGUGUACUCGCUGUGUUUCUCCCUCCUGGCAGUGCUGGCUGUUCCCCUGACACUGCGGCUGCUGUGCUCAGGUGAGCCCCGGCCGCCCCACCCCGAGCACCUGCGGGGCUCCGGAGGCUUCAUCUCCCCCGGGACACCGUGGGGCUGCGGGGCUGCUGCCCCUCUGCCACCACUGCUGGAGCCCGGGGAUAAAGCCCUGCAGCCUUUCCAAAACUCGGAGGCAGUUUUUGGGAAGGGAGUGGCUGAGAGCAGCGCACAGAGCAGGAGCUUCACGGUGGGCUUUGCCCAGAAACGAUUCUCGCUGAUCCUGGCACUGACCAAAGUCCUUCUCUGGCUCCCAAUGAUGAUACAGAUGACUGUCCAGUACAUCACUGGGCUACAGAGCCUUUCGUUGGAGACACUGAGCUUCCUGCUGACCGUGGUGGCUGCCACAGUCACCCCGGUGUUUGUCCUGUCCCAGCACUGGCUCCACCUGCCCUGCGGCUGCAUCAUCAAUUGCAGGAGGAGCUCCUAUGCAGUGUCUUCACAAGAUGCCACAACCAAGCGCAGCGGUUUUGAGUUCAAGCUGUCAUUCCAGCAGGGCUAUGGAAUCUACAGGAUAUCCCAGGAGAGCCCUCCCCACCACAGCAGCGAUGGCAAAUCCUCAUCCCACCACAGCCUGGUGAGCCCUGACUGCGAGGAGAGGGGGCCUGGCAGAGGCACCGGGAUCCAGCCCUUGGCACUGGGCUCCCAGGACAGCCUGGGGGGCACUGGGACAGCUCCUGCAGGGCCAGGGGACUGCCAGGGCCAGGAGGGCACAAAGUGUGACCCCUCAGCAUUCCCAGAAGGACCAGAGUGGAGGUUGUUCCACGAGGAGAGCCACACACCGGAGCUCUCGGACUGGGAGUGGUGCCGGAGUAAAUCCGAGAGGAACCCUCGGCAGCGCACAGCCGGGGCCCUGGCCGUGCCUCUGUGCGCCUUCCAGGGCACCGUGUCCCUGCAGGCCCCCGGCGGCAAAACGCUCUCCUUGUCCACCUACGAGGUGAGCUCCCAGGGGCAGAAAAUAACCCCCACGUCCAAGAAAAUCGAGGUGUACCGCUCCAAAAGCGUCGGGCACGAGCCGAGCCCGGGGGAGCCUCGGGACGCGUUCGCUGACACGAGCGUUAAGAUUCACCUGGAGGUGCUGGAGAUCUGUGACAAUGAAGAGGCCCUGGACACCGUGUCCAUCAUCAGCAACAUCAGCCAGUCCUCCACGCAGGCACGGUCACCGUCCCUGCGCUACUCCCGCAAGGAGAACAGGUUCGUGUGCUGUGAGCUGGGGGAAAGUGCCUCCUACUCCCUGCUCAUCCCCUCGCACAGCCCCGGCAGCGACUUCAGCAUCUCCAUCCCCGACACGGUCGAGGCUCAUCGGCGGAACAGCCAAAAGCAGCACUCGGCCAGGGCUGGGUACCAGGAGGAGAUACAGCUGCUGAACAAAGCCUACAGAGAGCGGGAGGAGCAGGGCAGCGGCAGCUAAAAGGUGUUUAAUCCACACCCUCAACUGCUCUGACAGCCGGUGCUCCCCUCGCCUCGAGUCACCCCGGCAAAUACAACAGCAGCUGCUUUUUCCUAUCAUACAAUUUUAUUUGGCUGCACUGGUGAAUCAAUUCAAACUCUUAAUGCUGUAUCAAGGGGAUAACAAAUACUCAAGUGCUUUACAGCUUUCCAUAGUGGAUUUUAAGUUAUUUAUUUAUAUACCUAUUUAUUUGAGGAACAUGUGUGUCUAAAGAGGAUCAA